CAGAGCAGCCAAUCGCAGGGAAGGCGCCGAGUGCGCGCACGCUCCCGGAGUUUAACGGUCGCGAGGGGCGGCUCGCCCGACCCUCACCUCGACAGUGACAACGACGACCAGACUCUUGGGAGCUUAGGAUAUUUCACAGUUCUGAAUGUUAGCAACUGAAAAUGCCUGUAGACGAUGAAGCAUCUGAAGACGACCCGGAUUCACUUUCUUCAAACAGUGAAAGAAUCUGCCUUUUCACAUAAUAGAUCAUAACAAUUUCUGUACACUAUGGAAGAUUUUGACUUGGUGAAAACCUUAAAAAAAAUUCCAUCUACUGUAGAGUCUGAUAUAAAAAAUUCUCCCUGUUCUAAUGUGCUGAACUUAAAUACUGUUAGAAGUAGUCCCCACCUUAGUACAAAUGGGGUAUCCUCUUUCUCAGGGAAGACCAGACCAUCUGUGAUUCAAGGCACAGUUGAAGUCUUAACUUCUUUAAUGCAAGAACUACAAAACAGUGGAAAGACCGAUUCGGAACUUUGGAAAAACUGUGAGGCCAGGUGGUUACAGCUGUUCAAUUUGGUGGAAAAACAAUGUCAGGAGCAGGUAGUUGCUCAGCAGGAACAGUUCCACAACCAAAUUCAACGUAUACAGGAAGAGAUAAAAAAUUUAGUCAAGUUACAGACCAGUAAUACUUCCUGGGCUUCCUAUAACAGUUCUUUAAGCAAAGAAACAUCUGCAGAAAGUCAAAUGGGUUUUUUUUCUGAAAAUAGUGAGAGAAAUGAGUCUGUUGUCAGUUACCCUGACUCUCAAGAACCUGAAAUGCAGCAAGAAACAACUAUAUCCCAACCAGACUGCAACGUGGAUGGCAGCUCGGUGAGCAGCGGCUACGGUACCUUCUGUGUCUCAGAAUUAAAUACGUACAAGUCCAAGGACCCUAAAGAGUUCAUGGAGCACGAAGAGGUUUCGCCAGGACAGUACAGAAGGACCGUGGUGCAGCCGGAGUCAGUGACAGAUGCUGUGAAAAAUAAUAGUUUUUAUAUACGCCCCACUGAAGAAUUUUGUGCACCUUUAAAGGAUGAUAGUCCCAUCUUUCCUGAUGAAUUUGAACACAAUUUUCUUAAUGAUCAGAAGAUUUCAGAAGUAUACAGUGGCAAAACAAAUAGUAAUAAGUCUAUAACAUCAUGGGCACAAAAGCUGAAGCAGAACCAGUCAAAGAAAGCACAUACUGAAGAGGGAUGUUUCAAAUCCACACAAGUGAAGGAGCAAACCAAGAAAACACCCACCGAGCAGCUGGAUUUCAUUACUGCUACACGUCCUCAUGCUUUUUACCUCAAUAAGCCAGAUGGAAACCCAAAUUCAUGGAUGUCUGAUUCAGAAACAGGACUGACUUACUGGAAGCUGGAAGAGAAGGACAUGUAUUGCUCUUUGCCCGAGACUUUAGAAAAUAUAUUUGCACCAGCCUCCUCAGAUAUGUCACCAAGCCAACAGUUUAAUACUGGUAAUGAGAUGAAGCUCCCAUCACUGAAGGAUAUUUAUCAUAAAAAACAAAGGGAAAGCAAGCAGUUACCUGAGAGGAAUCUCACUUCUGCUUCCAACCCCAGUCAUCUACCAGAGGUACUGACUCUAGAUCCAACAAUACACAUGAAGCCAAAUCAGCAGAUUUCAGGGAUUCAACCCCAAAGCUUUUUGAAUGUUCUUAAAGACAGAAUUUCUUUUUCCCCAGACUCUGUUCUAGAACCUAGCAUGUCUAGUCACUCUGAUAUAGACUCAUUUUCACAAGCAAGUAAUAUCACUUCUCAGUUAUCUGGAUUCCCAAAAUAUCCAUCAAAUUCAAAAGCCUCACCAGUGGACUCUUGGAAAAAUCAUGCAUUCCCAAAUGAAAGUAGGACCAAUUCCCCGUUUCCUUCAGUGUACACUGUCACCAGUAAUGACAUCUCAGUCAACACCGUGGAAGAAGAAAACACGGUCAUGGUAACUUCAGCCUCAGUCAGUCAGUCCCAGCUUCCAGGUACAGCCAACAGUGUCCCAGAAUGCAUUUCACUGAAUUCCCUGGAAGAUCCUGUGAUAAUAUCUAAGAUUAGACAGAGCCUGAAGGAAAAGCAUGCUCGCCACAUAGGGGAUCUCCGGGCUUAUUAUGAAUCAGAAAUAAAUAGUUUGAAGCAGAAACUGGAGGCAAAAGAAAUUUCUGCAGUUGGCGAUUGGAAGAAAAGCAAUCAAAUUCUUUUAGACAGAUGUGGUCAAUUAGAUAAUGCUCUGAAUGAAGCUACUAACCGUGUGAGAACACUUGAAAAUAAAAAUAAUUUACUAGAAGUAGAAGUGAGUGACUUCAGAGAUCGCUUCAAUGCAGCCAACAGUGCCUCCAAAGUUUUGCAGGAACGAAUUGAGGAAAUGAGAACAAGUAAUAAAGAAAAAGACAAUACCAUUCUUCGGCUAAAAUCUAGACUGCAGGACUUAGAAGAAGCAUUUGAGAAUGCUUACAAACUCUCAGAUGAUAAAGAAGCCAGACUAAAACAAGAAAGCAAAAUGUUUCAAGAUCUUUUAGGAGAGUAUGAGUCCCUUGGAAAAGAACACGAAAGAGUAAAGGAGGCAUUAAAUACAACUGAAAAUAAAUUGCUUGAUGCACAUACUCAGAUUUCUGACUUGAAAAGAACAAUUUCAAAACUUGAAGCUCAAGUCAAGCAAGUAGAGCAUGAAAAUAUGUUAAGUCUUCGUCAUAAUUCAAAAGCUCCCACGAGACCCUCACGUGCUAACACUCUAGCAACCUCUGAUGUCAGCCGGCGCAAGUGGUUGAUACCUGGCGCUGAGUAUUCUAUCUUCACCGGGCAGCCUUUGGACCUCCAGGAUAGGAAAGUGGAGAGCCACCUGGAGGGAUCCUGCAUUUCUGGGUACCAUUCUCCUCCAGAAAAGGAUUCUUCUGGAAGUUCACCAGCAAGCCUAUUAACAAAAAAACAGAGAGAGACUUCAGAAACACCAAUAAUGAAAGCUUUAAAAGAAUUUGGUGAAGAAAAAUUAUUUAAAAACUGGGGUACACAGACAGAGAAAGAAGACGCUUCAAAUAAAUUAGUGACUCCUCGGCAAGCUGGAACUUCAGUCAACAGAAGUCAGUCCCCAGAGAAAUGUGCCCAGCAGAGACAAAAGAAAUUUACUUCUGCUUCCCAGAGAUCAUCCUCUUUACCGCCUUCUAAUCGUAAACCAAACACUCCAACAAAAAGAGAGAUUAUGUUAACACCAGUGACUGUGGCUUAUAGUCCAAAGAGAUCCCCUAAAGAAAAUUUGUCCCCAGGAUUUAGUCAUCUGCUUAGCAAAAAUGAAAGCAAUCCGAUUCGAUUUGAUAUACUUUUGGAUGAUUUAGAUACUGUUCCUGUGACUACAGUGCAACAUACCAAUCCACGAAAACAGCUCCAGUUUCUUCCUCUAGAUGACUCAGAAGGAAAACAGUACUCAGAAAAUGCCACCAACAUCCAUGUUAAUCAUAGCUCUUCUUCUGAACCAUUGCCAGAUGGAAUGAAGAAAGCCCCAGUGAGAUCAGCCUGGGAGAAUAAAUCACUUAGCUCUGAGCAGUGUAGACCUGCUUCAGCAGCACCACAUACUAGUGAUUUUGAAUAUACAGCAAAAAUUAGAACCCUUGCUGAAACGGAACGUUUUUUUGACGAACUUACAAAAGAAAAAGAUCAGAUUGAGGCAGCACUGAGUCGAAUACCUUCUACUGGAGGGCGAAUCACUUUGCAAACAAGAUUAAAUCAGGAAGCCUUAGAAGAUCGCUUGGAGAGGAUUAAUCGAGAGCUGGGCUCAGUUCGAAUGACAUUAAAGAAAUUUCAUGUUUUGCGCACCUCUGCAAAUCUUUGAGAUUUGUAGCCAUUAAAUGUUGAGACAUUUUUGUUUGCACAAAUGUAGAAGUAUGCACUCAGAAAAGGCGCAGACUAUUUUGUACUGUUUAUACGCCUUCAAACAGUAGUUUUACAAUCAUGCUAUUCUUACACUUGCUAUUUUAUACUUCAAAUGGUCACAUAUUUUCAAGAUACUUUUGUUAUGCUCAGGAAUCUCUUGUAUAUUUUACUAUUUAAAAAGUAUUGUUUUUAAAUAGUGUAUGUCUCCAAUUUAUAUUAAGAAUAAGAAAAUAUAAACAGAGGAGACAGCUUGUUUCUAAACAAAUAGUAUUAUCCUUCUACAAUUAACUUUGCACACACCAAUUUUAUAAACUUGUUCUACAUUGUAAAUAUGAUUCUUUUUUAAAAAAAAUAAAUGCUUAAGAACAACUUCCAUAAUAGACUAAUACAUGCUGGAUGCAAAAAUAAUUAUAGGAAACCCUGAGUUUUAGCUGUAUUGAGAAUUUUUUUUAAAAAAGCAAUCACAGUAUAACUCCUCUUUGAAGCAUAUGUCUUUGAGUGAACAUUAGUAGUAAUGAAAAUAGUAGAAUAUUGGCAAACUUUGAAAACCAUAUAAAUAGCUUAUUUUGUUUCCCAUAGAUGUUUUUAUUUGUAAGGAAAGAAAAUUGAGAGGGAUGUAGUUCUAUAAUUUUGUCAUAUGUAUAGUACUUUUAAGAAAAAGCCAAAUAAUUGUAAAGCUUCAAUAAUUGUAAAGCUGUAGCUUUCUGCUUAUACUGAAUGUAACUUUCAUCCCAUCUUUGUCACGAGCUUGAUAGAUAAAGCUUUGAUGAAAUAUAGGUCACACUCAGUGAGGUUUUAAGAACAGUCCUGCUUUCUUGAAUGCUGUCAGUCAUCACACAGACUUU
Messenger RNA from Erinaceus europaeus (western European hedgehog), 4708 nucleotides. RefSeq names its product M-phase phosphoprotein 9 (gene MPHOSPH9). NCBI's taxonomy places the organism in Eukaryota, Metazoa, Chordata, Mammalia, Eulipotyphla, Erinaceidae. The record is from RefSeq and is a predicted model, not a curated record. Gene Ontology annotation, cellular component: centriole. The transcript has 24 exons. Bases 268 to 3822 code for a protein of 1184 amino acids.